Molecule: messenger RNA, 1390 nt
Organism: Hibiscus syriacus
Lineage: Eukaryota; Viridiplantae; Streptophyta; Magnoliopsida; Malvales; Malvaceae
Product: dnaJ protein homolog 1-like
Exons: 3
Coding region: 117-1160 (347 amino acids)
Cellular component (GO): cytosol
Molecular function (GO): protein-folding chaperone binding
Source: RefSeq, a predicted model, not a curated record
UAUGCAACAUUUACAAGCAAUACAUUUCACCACAACGUUAUAAUUUAAUAAUCGAUAAACAAAACCAUCUAUAAGCUCUAGGGUGAAGAACAAAGCACACGAGAACAUAGAGAAAGAUGGGUGUAGACUAUUAUAAGAUCCUGCAAGUCGACAAGAAUGCAAAAGAUGAUGAUUUGAAGAAGGCUUAUAGGAAGCUUGCCAUGAAAUGGCAUCCUGAUAAGAACCCAAACAAUAAAAAGGAAGCUGAGGCUAAAUUCAAGCAGAUCUCUGAAGCCUAUGAGGUUUUAAGUGAUCCACAGAAGCGAGCCGUCUAUGAUCAGUAUGGUGAAGACGGGUUAAAAGGCCAAGUACCACCUCCAGAUGCCGGUGGACCUGGUGGAACAACGUUUUUCCAAACUGGGGAGGGUCCAAAUGUGUUCAGGUUCAACCCCAGGAAUGCUGAUGAUAUUUUUGCCGAGUUUUUUGGGUUUUCUAGUCCCUUUGGGGGGAUGGGAGGAGGCCCUGGCGGCGGCGGCGGCAGUGGGAUGAGAGGUGGUUCGAGGGCAUUUGGUAGCAUGUUUGGUGAUGAUAUAUUCAGUUCGUUUGGUGAAGGAAGACCAAUGAGUCAGGGUCCUCGUAAAGCUCCUCCGAUAGAGAAUACAUUACCGUGUAGCCUCGAGGAUUUGUAUAAAGGAGCCACGAAGAAGAUGAAGAUUUCGAGAGAAAUUGCAGAUGCUAGCGGGAAGACAUUGCCUGUGGAGGAAAUCCUGACAAUUAAUAUCAAGCCUGGUUGGAAGAAGGGAACAAAGAUUACCUUCCCUGAGAAAGGAAAUGAACAGCCGAAUGUAACCCCUGCGGAUCUUGUCUUCAUAAUCGACGAGAAGCCACACAGCACGUUUACGCGUGACGGAAAUGACCUGAUUGUCACGCAGAAGAUAUCUCUUGUGGAAGCAUUAACGGGUUACACCGUCCAUCUCACAACAUUGGAUGGAAGGAACUUGACAAUCCCCGUCACCAAUGUGAUCAGUCCCAACUACGAGGAAGUUGUCCCGAAGGAAGGUAUGCCGAUUCCGAAAGAUCCUUCCAAAAGAGGUAACAUGAGAAUCAAGUUCAAUAUCAAAUUCCCAACGAAAUUAACUGCAGAUCAGAAAUCCGGAAUCAAGAAGCUGUUAGCACCAUAAGCGUGGGCUGUCAUCACUGAUCAGUAGCAAAAUUAUGGGUUGAAACUCGUCAAUAUCUUCUACUCUCUUGAUAGGGAUGAACUUGGCGGAGUGAUUUGUAUUACUUGGUUUUGUGGUUUUCAGCAGUGCAUCUGAUGUUUAGAAAAAUAAAAGUUGUAAUCCAUUUAUAGCAUUGCAGAGAAGACAGUCGUGUAUACAGUAUAUUGAACUAUUUUGUAUUGUACCCCAUA